Molecule: messenger RNA, 4533 nt
Organism: Fulvia fulva
Lineage: Eukaryota; Fungi; Ascomycota; Dothideomycetes; Mycosphaerellales; Mycosphaerellaceae
Product: Cyanobacterial phytochrome B
Exons: 2
Coding region: 1-4533 (1510 amino acids)
Biological process (GO): detection of visible light; phosphorelay signal transduction system; phosphorylation
Molecular function (GO): phosphorelay sensor kinase activity; protein binding
Source: RefSeq, a predicted model, not a curated record
AUGCCUUCAGAUGAGGACCACGAUCGACAAUCCAGCGAACACGCCCGCGAGCCUACCAACAACGACACGAGCCAAAGCGACAAUGCCCUGGAGGCAUCUCAGCCCUCUGGCAAGGAUGCGCGCCCGAGCCUCAGUCUCCACGACCACGCACGGUCUCCGGCCACAAGUAACAGCGUAGAGGGACAGCUCAGCCCAGCUGCCACCGAUCGUGUGUUCCCCAUUCGCUCAGUCGUUUCCGUCAAUCCCACGCCUACGCCGACUGCAAAGGGGGAGAGAUCAGAAAGUUACUUUCAAAAUGCUGCUCAUUCACGGCGGUUGUCAUUCAACGCGGGGAGCGACAGCUCGUAUGGCAAUGGGCAUUCGAAAGCAGGCCGCACGAGCACAGAACGACAGAGGUCGCCUCGAGGGCGGGAAGGUUCACUGAGCAUGAGUCGACAAGCCUCCACUUCUACAACUGCUGAAUCCCAGGUUGCGUCCCCAGGCUUUCCUCCUUCGCAGCAGCUGAUCAAUGAGAUCAUCACCGAGACCGGGAGUGAUCGUUCCGCACCGCAGAGCGAACAUCCCUCCUCCAUUCGCCCUCCUUCUGUUAAGAGCACGAAGAGUAGCGUAGACGAUACCAGACCGUUGGUGACGGCACGCUUCAAACACAUUGUGUCCGACGGGGGCCAUGCAAUAAUCACCGGUAGGGACGGGGAGACGCUGCAACGUUGCGAAGACGAGCCCAUACACAUACCAGGUGCAGUGCAAGGCUUCGGACUGCUUGUAGCACUGGAAGAGCAGCAAGAGGGCAAGCUCCUGGUCAGGGUCGUCAGUGAAAACUCAAAGCGCAUGAUGGGAUACACACCACGACAGCUCUUCGCAUUGGAAAGCUUUACCGACAUCCUAUCCGAGGAACAGGCCGACAAUCUCCUUGACCAUGUCGACUUUAUCAAAGAUGACGAAGCGGACGUAUUGACCAAUGGUCCGGAGGUGUUCACCAUGUCAAUACGCAAUCCUCAGCGUAAGAACCAGAAGUUCUGGUGCGCGAUGCACAUCAACGAGCGUCACCCCCAUUUGAUCAUUUGCGAAUUCGAGCUGGAGGAUGAUCCCCAUAAUCCACUUGUGCCGCCGAAUGACAUGACACCUGAGCCUCCCGAGGAUACUCUCAACAGCAAGCCCACCGAUGAGGAGUUCAACGAGAGCACCCAAAAUACGAGCAAACCUCUGCGCGUGCUUCGGAGCGCUCGGAAACGCAAGGGCGAAGCAGCAGCAAUGGAGGUUUUCAACAUUAUGUCUCAAGUGCAGGAGCAACUAGCAGCUGCACCAAACCUCGAGAAAUUUCUCAAGACGCUGGUAGGCGUGGUGAAGGAGCUUACAGGCUUUCAUCGCGUCAUGGUCUACCAGUUCGACCAUCAGUGGAACGGCCGUGUUGUCACAGAAUUGGUCGAUCCCCGUGCGACCACUGACCUCUACAAAGGGCUGAACUUUCCAGCCUCGGACAUCCCAAAGCAGGCCCGAGAGCUCUACAAGAUCAACAAGGUUCGUAUGCUCUACGACAGAGACCAGGAGACAGCACGACUCGUGUGCAGAACUGUUGAAGACCUGGAAACUCCGUUGGAUCUUACGUACUCGUACCUUCGUGCGAUGUCGCCAAUUCACUUGAAGUACCUAGCGAAUAUGGCGGUCCGAUCUUCGAUGUCUAUCUCCAUCAAUGCUUUUAAUGAACUAUGGGGCCUUAUCGCGUGCCACACCUACGGUUCACGGGGCAUGAGAGUAUCGUUUCCAAUUCGCAAAAUGUGUCGGCUGGUCGGCGAUUCUGCGUCUCGAAACAUAGAGCGUUUGUCGUACGCUUCGCGUCUGCAGGCACGCAAGCUGAUCAAUACCGUCCCAACCCAAAGCAAUCCUUCGGGCUACAUUAUCGCAUCAUCCGAAGAUUUGCUGAAGCUAUUCGACGCGGACUUUGGACUGCUUUCCAUUCGAGAUGAAACAAAGAUCCUGGGUCAUCUGGAACACUCUCAAGAAGCUCUUGCCAUGCUCGAGUACCUGCGUAUGCGUUGUGUCACCAAUGUGAUGACUUCGCAAGAUAUCAAAGAUGACUUCCCGGAUCUACGGUACCCGCCUGGAUUUAGCGAGAUAGCCGGCCUGCUCCUUGUACCGCUAUCUGUCGGUGGACAGGAUUUCAUAGUGUUCUGCCGCAGAGGGCAGAUGAAAGAGGUGAAGUGGGCUGGCAAUCCCUACGAGAAGUUCGUGAAAGAAGGCACUGAAGGUUACCUUGAGCCACGGAAGAGUUUCCGCACAUGGAACGAAACCAUCGUCGGUAAGUGUCGGGAAUGGACAGAGGAAGAGAUAGAGACAGCAGCUGUCUUAUGCUUGGUCUACGGCAAGUUCAUUGAGGUCUGGAGGCAGAAGGAGGCUGCGCUACAGAAUAGCCAGCUUACUCGAUUGCUCCUUGCGAAUUCCGCACACGAAGUGCGGACGCCCUUGAACGCAAUCAUCAACUAUCUGGAAAUUGCUCUUGAAGGCAGUCUGGAUCAGGAGACGCGCGACAACCUAGCGAAAUCUCAUUCGGCGUCGAAAUCACUCAUAUACGUGAUCAAUGAUCUCCUUGACCUCACUAAGACUGAGAAAGGAGGAGAACUCGUUAAAGAUGAGGUAUUCGAUCUUGCAGCCACAUUAUAUGAAGCGACAGACAUGUUCAAAGGCGACGCAAGGCGGAAGAAUCUGUCCUAUGAAGUGUCAGACAUCCCUGGGCUACCUGGCCAAGUCAUCGGCGAUCAACGAAGAGUGCGUCAGGCCAUCAGCAAUGUCACUGCAAACGCGAUACAGAACACAUCCGAGGGCAGCGUCAAGGUGGAGAUGUACGUUGCCUCACGAAGCGAAGGCCACGUCGAUAUCGAGAUUAGUGUGGCUGACACUGGUGUCGGAAUGAGCUCCAAGAAGCUUGAUGCUUUGUUCCGCGAGUUAGAGCAGGUGCAAACCGAGACGGAGAACAUACUUGCAGAACCAGUUAUCACUGACAAGGCACUGCCGGAAGCUACCAAGAAGGACGAAGCAAGAACGCUCGGACUAGGGCUGGCUGUCGUUGCGCGGAUAGUCAGGAAUAUGAAUGGACAACUGCGGCUGAAGUCUGAGGAAGGCAAAGGGUCACGAUUCGUGAUACAGUUCCCAUUCAAUCUACCGGAUACGGAAUCAAACCAGCAGGCUCUCGAGAGCGCUGACACACAAGGUUCAGUAACUCCUCAUGCCGAGCUCACAGAACACCCGCAGACUCCCCCCAUCGAGGGCAUGGUAACAUUGAUUGAACGUGGCAGUGGCACACGGCGAAAUUCCGGGGGACACAGGAAUACACUCUUUCGAAAGAACAGUGCCGAGAGUGCAACUAGCAAAAGGAGUAUGGGUAGCACGAUGUCGGGCCGGAGCGCACUCAGCAUGUCUUCGAACAUCAGUGGCAAGAGCGAGGCUGACAGGCUGAUUGAUGCUAUUUCAGAACCGCAUCGAGUUCAUGGCCAUACCGUGCAGCGGUCGAAUAGCCGCGGGUCCAACCCCGGUAGACGGCCGUCACUUGAGAAGCGGCACACUCUUACCAGUAUUGAUGGUGCCGGCUCGCCAUACAAGACUCGCCCCAAGAGUGCAGAGAUCAUGCAGGGCUCCGCGCACACUAUUGCAGCGACGAGGGCAUCUCUGCCGGGUGAGAGUCUCGUCGCUGAUUCUGGCCAGCCAAUCCGACCGGUGCGCAUGCCAAACGAUUAUCAGGACUCGCCUGCCGCUGCACGGCCAUCUUCACAGCCCUUGCCCGCGUCGACUGCAGAACCUACAAGUGGCCUUGUGGAGUUGAAACCCAAUACCUCGACAGAAAAUGCAAUGAAUGCGGGGCACAUGCGUGUCUUGGUAGCGGAAGACGAUCCCGUUAAUAGUCGCAUCAUCAAAAAACGUCUGGAGAAAUUGGGACACGAAGUGUUUUUGACCGUCAAUGGAGAAGAAUGCGCGAGCACUUAUUGUGACAAAGCUGCGUUCUUCGACAUCGUCCUUAUGGAUAUGCAGAUGCCCAUUGUCGACGGUCUAACAUCGACCAAAAUGAUUCGAUCUUAUGAGAAGUCACAUCCGGCAAGUGUACUCUCGGAUAGAGCUGCCCUCAAUGGUCGUGUUCCCAUCAUUGCUGUGUCGGCUUCACUGAUCGAGAAAGAACGACAAGUCUAUAUCGACGCUGGCUUUGAUGGGUGGAUUCUGAAGCCAAUCUCGUUUCCACGCCUUUCAGAGAUCAUGGAAGGGAUCGUAGACAAGCAGACGCGUAAGGCCAAUCUAUAUAAGCGCGGUUCCUGGGAGCGCGGUGGAUGGUUCCACGAAGGUCAACAGUCUGCACUGGCUGCUGAUACACGACCAAGUGGCGAACCACCACAGCAAGCUCCUGGUGCCUCGACUCUAUCCGACGGAGUGAAGAUUGCUGCCGUUGCAGAUGACCCUGCUGCCAAGGAAGAGGACCACAGCAAACAGAGCGAGGAGCAAAUACGAUUGCUUGAGGACCAGAAAACGAAGCAGGAGGAGCAACUUCCGUGA